AGGGAUGGUUCUGAUCCAACUGUCAGAGAUAGUAUCAGCCAUGGCAGAGAAAAUGAGAUUGCAGGUGCGGUGAAGUUUGUCGAAGAACAUCUUCAAGUGCUCCGCUCGUGGACGUCGGAUAGGAACCGAAAAGGGUGUGAUGGGAGGGGAAUUUAUGUCUAUGAUCUGCCAUCAAAGUUUAAUAAGGACUUGGUUGGUCAGUGCAGGGACAUGGUUCCAUGGAUGGACUUUUGCAAGUAUUUCGGCAAUGAAGGAUUGGGAGAGCCUAUUCCGAAGCUCGGGAAAGCGUGGUACCGGACUCAUCAGUACUCUCUGGAGCCUAUUUUCCAUUCAAGAGUCUUGAAGCAUCCUUGCAGGGUUCAAAAUGAAAAUGAAGCCAAGCUUUUCUAUGUUCCAUUCUAUGGUGGCCUGGACAUCCUCAGAUGGCAUUUCAAGAAUGUCUCAAAUGAUGUCAAGGAUACUUUGGGGUUGGAGUUGGUCAAGUGGCUAGAAAGACAAAGGCCUUGGGCUCCGAAUUCGGGGAAAGAUCAUGUCUUUGUGCUGGGAAAAGUUUCAUGGGAUUUCAGGAGAAAGGAGAAGUCAUGGGGAACCAGAUUCUUAGAGCUUGAACAAAUGCAGAACCCCGUGAAACUCCUGAUCGAACGACAACCGUGGCACGAAAACGACAUUGGCAUUCCGCAUCCAACCUACUUCCACCCACAUUCAGAUGAAGACAUCAUGUCCUGGCAAUCCAAAAUCAUAACUUCAAGCAGAAAACACCUCGUGAGCUUCGCGGGAGCAGCGCGCCCCGAUGCCCCCGAGAACAUAAGGUCUAUUCUGAUCAAGCAAUGCACUUCAGUGGAAAUUCAGAAAUGCCAGAUUCUUGACUGCAGUCCACGGGGAUGCAGCCAACCCGAAUCGGUGAUCGAGCUCUUCAUGGAGUCCGAAUUCUGUUUGCAGCCUCCAGGAGACAGCCCAACUCGAAAAUCCGUGUUUGAUUCUCUAGUGUCAGGCUGUAUACCGGUUCUGUUUGAUCCUUUCACAGCUUACUAUCAGUAUCCUUGGCAUUUACCGGAAGAUCAUGGCAAGUAUUCAGUUUUCAUAGACCAAAAAGAAGUGAGAGAAAAGGGGGUAAAUGUGGUGGAGAAAUUGAUGAAAAUCACCAAGAAAGAGAGGGAUGAUAUGAGAAGAUUUAUUGUGUAUGAGCUAUUGCCUGGUCUAGUUUAUGGGGACACAGAUUCUCAGCUUGAGAGGUUUCAGGAUGCCUUUUCCAUUACAAUAAGUAAUCUCCUAGAGAGAGUGAACAGAUUGGAAGAUAGUUGA
Messenger RNA from Morus notabilis, 1302 nucleotides. RefSeq names its product xyloglucan-specific galacturonosyltransferase 1. Gene Ontology annotation, molecular function: glycosyltransferase activity. The transcript has a single exon. The record is from RefSeq and is a predicted model, not a curated record. Lineage: Eukaryota; Viridiplantae; Streptophyta; Magnoliopsida; Rosales; Moraceae. The annotation marks the transcript as partial.